This is a messenger RNA of Papaver somniferum (opium poppy), 810 nucleotides long. RefSeq names its product G2/mitotic-specific cyclin-1-like. The record is from RefSeq and is a predicted model, not a curated record. Lineage: Eukaryota; Viridiplantae; Streptophyta; Magnoliopsida; Ranunculales; Papaveraceae. Gene Ontology annotation, molecular function: cyclin-dependent protein serine/threonine kinase regulator activity. Bases 118 to 810 code for a protein of 230 amino acids. The transcript has a single exon. Gene Ontology annotation, cellular component: centrosome; cytoplasm; cyclin-dependent protein kinase holoenzyme complex. Gene Ontology annotation, biological process: regulation of cyclin-dependent protein serine/threonine kinase activity; mitotic cell cycle phase transition.
UCAAUUUUCGAUAUAGAUGCAGAAGACGCUGAUAAUCCUUUGGCUGCAGUAGAGUAUGUUGAAGAUAUAUACAAAUUUUAUAAAAGCGCCGAGAGUUCGAGUCGACUUCGUGGUUAUAUGAACUCGCAAAAGGAGAUUACUGAAGAUAUGAGGAUGAUUCUGGUGGAUAAGUUGAUUAUAGAGCAUGACUGGUUUCAAUUUAUGCCAGAAACUUUAUAUCUUACCAUCCACAUUGUCGAUCGAUACCUUGCGAUAAAUCGAGUUGUGAGAGAGAAGGAGUUGAAGUUAAUUGGGUAUACUGCUAUGCUUAUAGCAAGUAAGUACGAAGAAAAUGCGGCAGUAAAAGUUGAUGAAUUGGUUGGGACUUACAAGAGGAAGCAGAUAUUGGCCAUGGAGAGAUCAAUUUUGGAAAAACUUGGAUGGACUUUAACUGUCCCUACUACAUACCAUUUCCUUGUUCGAUUUAUCAAGGCUUCUCUAGCAGAUCAGGAGAUGGAGAACAUGGUGUUUUUCUUGGCGGAGUUGGGUUUAAUGCAAUAUGCAAUGAUAAAAUACAGCCCGUCGAUGUUGGCAGCAUCUGCUGUAUAUGCAGCACAACGCACACUGAAGAAAACUCCCCAAUGGAGUAAAACACUUGAGCAUUACACUGGAUUUUCCGAAUGCCAGCUUAUCGAAUGUGCGAAGCAAUUGGUGAACUUCCACUCAGAUGCACCUGAACAUGAGCUUCGGGCGGUUUAUAAUAAAUACUCGACUUGUACACACAACAUUGUAGCUCUACAACCACCUGCGCAGCAAAUUUUGAUCGAUUGA